Messenger RNA from Cephus cinctus (wheat stem sawfly), 995 nucleotides. RefSeq names its product U6 snRNA phosphodiesterase. The record is from RefSeq and is a predicted model, not a curated record. Gene Ontology annotation, cellular component: nucleus. The transcript is spliced from 4 exons. The coding region runs from base 205 to 978 and encodes 257 amino acids. Gene Ontology annotation, biological process: U6 snRNA 3'-end processing. Gene Ontology annotation, molecular function: 3'-5'-RNA exonuclease activity. Lineage: Eukaryota; Metazoa; Arthropoda; Insecta; Hymenoptera; Cephidae.
CGGGUGAUUUAAGACUAUCUGACAAUUGCUCCUUAUCACUUCCUAUGGAGAUAUAACGAAGUAUCCGAAAAAAAGAACACAACUUGUGCUUCCCCUUCUGCCUAUUUCUGGUUAUAAGUUUUGUUGUGAUUGGCUCUCUAGUCUCACAUUACUUUUUCCCGCAGUGGUUAUAGAAUUAUAGUUUUUGAUAAAUAUGAUUUAUUAAUGAUGUCUGGUUUAAGUUUGAUAGCUACAUAUUCAUCAGACUCGGAUGGCGAAGUAGAAAAUAAUGAUAUUCCAAAUUUUGAAACCAAAAAGGCGGAAGGAAGUUUACCACUUCCAUUAAGUAUUGUUGAAUGGAAAGGUGUUUCGCAUCAUGAGGAAGUAAUCGAUGAUCCUUCUUUACAUGAUGGAAGGAUACGAUCAUUCAAACAUGAACGUGGUAACUGGGCAACGUUAGUUUACAUUAAUUAUGCUCCAAGCGAUUCUAUGAAAGUAUGGAUGGAAUCAAUUAAAUCACUAAUAUCGAUAGAAGAUAGUGUGAUCUUUGAUCAUUUUCAUAUUAGUUUAACUCGUACUGUGACCCUUAAGUUUCAUUGGAUUGAUUCAUUCAUUGAUGCUGUGAAAAAUAUCUGUCAGAACAUAAGCCAGUUCUCAGUGGAAUUCACAGAUGUAAAAGCAUAUUGCAACGAUGACAGAACACGAACAUUUCUUGGAAUAUGCUGUAGAAGUGAUAAUGGAACAUUGGACCACUUGACAAAAGCAUUUAAUAAAUUACUUGCCGAGUAUCAACUACCACCAUUUUAUGAGGAAGCUUCGUAUCAUGCCAGUUUCUUGUGGUGUCUUGGAGACAAAGAGGAACGUCUGAAUUCUCUACUUCCAUCUCUAACCAACAGUCUUAACAAUUUCUGGGCUACAAAUUCGGAUGAGAAUUGUGUGCACGUUGACAGUAUACAUUGUAAAAUUGGAAAUAGAAUGUACAACAUAACGUUAAAGUAAAAGUUUAAGAUAAUUUA